AUGUUCAGCGGAAUCAUCAGCGGCCUCUGGCGCUCCACAGCGGGGACUGCCGAGGAGGCGCGGACGACUGUGGGAAGCCCAAGACGGCCUCUCUCCGGCAGUUCCGAUCUGGGAAACGCCCGAGUCAGCCUUUACUUCGUGCGCGGGACAGAGGCGACGGAGCUUUUCGUCUCUGCUACGCUUUCCUUCGAGGAUGAGGGGGAACGUGUAUUGGUGAUUCGCGGGGAGUCUGAGGACGGACGCGAGAGCGAAGAACGCUUCCCCUGCCCUCUAAUUCGCCGCGUCCGCCACCAUCAACCUGAAAUGUUUCAGUGGAUGGUGGCCAGUGGCAAAUCGAAAGGAGACGAUUUGGGAGACGAGUAUGGCCUGCUGUUUGAGCGGGAUGACUACGCGUGGUUGUUCGAGAAGGUCUUGAUUCAGAAUUUGUGCGCAGACGCAGAAAAGCUGCUUUCGAUUGAAGGCUCGCUGUCGGCGUACCGGCGUCUGGAGAAGAAAUGGCAGCCUCUGUCGAGCUGCGUGGUCUGUUGCGUGGUGCAGCGACCCCACACGCUUGAAGGUUUUCUCUUGAUUCGAGACGCUGCGGGGAAGGAGACAGGCACAGGGGGCCCGAAGCCCGCGACGGAAGGAGCUGAGAACUCGAGCACAUCCGCGGGAGAAACCGCCGAGAGCGCCGGCAACGCGCAGUGGCAACUGUCCCUUUCCUACGAUGAGUUCAUCACAAUGGACUCGGAGAAGAAACAGAUUCAGUGGUGGGGGCCUGGCACACGUUUUGCGGACGCCGAGGAAGACAGCGAAGAGGAGGGCGAGAAGCAGCUGUUCGAGUUGCGUUUGAAAGACGCGGACCCGAAGGGAGACAGUGGAGAUAGCAAGAACUUUUUUCUCCUCCUCCAAAAGGUCAUGAUGGAAGCUGCGGAAGGCGCACGCAUCGACGAUGCCGCUCUCCACACCGUCCAGGCCAUGGAGGCGUCCUUCGGAUACGAAAGCGACGCUUUUGACAGAACGGUCAAAGCCCACGAAGAAGACCUCGAAGUGGAAUGGGGUGACGCUCAGUCAGAAGAGGCGACCGAUGAGGAGACAGAGACAAGCCUCCCUCUCGUUCAGCGCGACCCCACUCGCGACGUGUGGGCCAAGUGCCCCGAUGCGAUGCUCUACAAACAGAUGAAUGUCGGCAAGGACCGCACUUUCGUUUUCCGACAGACCGGCCAGGCGUCUCGACACCGGAAGAACGACGUCCAGGUUCUCGCAUUCGAUGAGUUCGGAAAGACUCGCGUUGUCGCGACUGUCGACGAUUCCAAGUUUGACUUCAAGAAGCUUCACGUCAACCCAGCGACAGCUCUGCUUCACGAUGGGGAAAGGAAAAUGAUCCUCGUCGACGAAGGAAGAGACAACGUCUACAUGAUGGACAUUGAGCGAGAGCAAAUUGUCCAGACAUGGGAUGCCGACCACAUGAGUAUCGGCGGGGUCAUGCCGUCGAAGAAAGACGGCAGCCUCACGCACGAUCAAACGUUCGUCGCCUACAACCCUCAAGCUGUCUUUUGCAUGGACACUCGAGCGGCGCAAAAAGCCAGGACGCACACCAUCUCUUAUGCAUCCAAAGUCAACUUCACUUGCGGAGCAACGGACGCGGGUGGUCACAUUGCCACGGGAAAUGCCGUUGGAGAUAUCCGUUUAUACGACGGGGGCGUGAACGCAGACGGAAAGUACAAAAGAGCCAAGACACACCUCAAAGGCCUCGGCGACCCGCUGUUGCAUGUCUGCGCGCUCCGAGACGGGUCUUGGGUUCUAGGAACGUGUCAGAAGUACUUGGUUUUGUUCCCCGUGAAGUUGUCGAGCUCAGGAAAAACGGGAUUUGUGUCAGCUCUCGGGCAGCAGAAGCCACCUCCGAUUGUUCUUCGCCUGCGCUUGGAAGACAUUGCUUUCUACAACUUGCAGGACUUGAGCUUUACAAAAGCAGAGUUCGAUGAGGCCGAGUCGACAAUUGUCACGUCUACAAACAACCUCGUCAUCAUCUGGGAUUUUGUAGCGGUAAAGCGUGGAGACUUGUUCGCUUAUUCCAUUCGCAAGGUCCACGAAUACAUCAAAGAUGUCGCUUUUGCCAAGGCCACUGCAGGAGACGGUCGUGUCAUUAUGGCGACUCCGUCGAAUGUCAACACAAAGCCACUGAAGAAGAUUGUUCGGUAG
Messenger RNA from Toxoplasma gondii ME49, 2181 nucleotides. RefSeq lists its product as hypothetical. The transcript is spliced from 13 exons. The record is from RefSeq and is a predicted model, not a curated record. Lineage: Eukaryota; Apicomplexa; Conoidasida; Eucoccidiorida; Sarcocystidae. Gene Ontology annotation, cellular component: cytoplasm; nucleus. Bases 1 to 2181 code for a protein of 726 amino acids.